AUGGCGGCAUUAAACAAUUCUCAAACCAACGUUGCGUCCUCGAUGGAAACUAAUGACCUCCAUGAGGAAAAGAAAGACGAGAUGCUUGGCUCGAGUAGCGACUUUAUUGGCGAGAUGGCGAUCAAUCAACCGGAAGUGCUGAGUGGAUAUCAACUAUACCUGCUUGUUUUUUCAAUCUCAUUAGCUGGGUUUCUAUACAGCUUGGAUGUUACUAUCAUUGUGACAGCUAUCCCUACUAUCACAACUCAUUUCCACACCAUUGAGGAUAUUGGUUGGUAUGGGAGUGCAUACCUCAUCACAUUAUGCUCUUGUGCUCCUGUGAUUGGCAAGCUCUAUCAAUACUACAAUUCAAAGGUCACGGCCUUCAUAUUCAUCAUCAUCUUCGAGAUUGGUUCCCUGAUCUGUGGCAUUGCGCCGUCCUCGAUAGCUCUCGUCAUCGGUCGUGCUGUAGCUGGAAUUGGUGGAGCGGGAAUCUUCAGUGGAGGUCUCACCAUUGUGGCACAAUCAACAACAAAAGAGCAACGCGGGCGUCUAGUGGCGUUGAUCUAUAUAUUCUCCAUGGUGGGGAGCAUUAUCUCUCCAAUAAUCGGCGGGGCUCUCACGGAGAGGACCUCAUGGAGAUGGUGCUUUUACAUCAAUCUACCUGCUGGGGGGGUCACUUUGGCCGUCCUUGCUUUCAUUCGAAUCCCCGAGAAUCGAGAAAAGACUAAUAAGAAAAAGCCCACCUUUGGUGAAGCAAUCAACCGACUUGAUCCCAUCGGAUUCGCACUCUUUGCGCCAUUCUGUGUCAUGCUUCUCAUUUCCCUGCAGUGGGGCGGCUCCACGCAUCCCUGGAACUCAUCUACCAUAAUCGGGCUUUUUAUCGGUUCCGGACUAUGUCUUUUCGUGUUUUUGUUUUGGGAGCACAGGAGAGGAGACACAGCUAUGAUACCCCUGUCAAUGCUUCGCCAACACAUUUUCUAUUCGAGCUGUCUCGUUACCGCCGCGCAAUAUGGUUCCAUGAAUCUCUUUUCGUAUUAUUUGCCAGUCUGGUUUCAGACAGUUUUGGGGGUAGACCCGAUCCUCAGUGGUGUGUAUUUCAUGGCAACGGCAGCGACAUUAAUAGUCACCAUGUUUCUCACUGGAGUCAUAGGUAGUAUCAUCUUCAUUCAGAUCCAUCCAUCCAUUGUGCCCAUUCCUGUUUCCCUUGGUUUUUUGAAUGCUCACUUACAUACGUUCUCCUUUCUAAUAGGUGCCAAGUUGGGAACGCCCGCAAUGUUCUCCAUUCUGGGUAACGGGAUCUCUACUAUCGGCAGCGGUCUAAUGGGUACCUUCACCCCAUCGUCCCACACAGCCGCAUGGGCCGGCUUUCAAGUUCUCGCCGGACUAGGCCGAGGUAUGACUCUGCAACAACCCAUCAACGCCGUGCAGCAGACGCUCGAUCCCGCAAAGAUGGCAGUCGGAACGUCCAUUGUGAUAUUCUGCCAGUUUUUCGGCGGAGCCCUGAUCCUAGCCGUGGCAGAAGUGGAUUUCAGUACCUCUCUACGAUCGGCUCUGAAACAAUAUGCUCCCGGUGUAGAUGCGAAUUUAAUCUUCGAUGUCGGGGCGGCGGGCGUGAGGGACGCGGUCACGAGUGAGCAGCUCCCUGGUGUUUUGAGGGCGUAUAACCAGGCUGUUGUGAACGUAUUUUAUCUUGGUUGUGCGGUUUCUGGGCUGGCCUUCCUGGCCGCCUGGGGAAUGGGUCUUGGUACGACAAAGAAGAGUAAACCUGCCGAUGUCGAGGAGGUAUAA
This is a messenger RNA of Lachnellula hyalina, 1770 nucleotides long. Its product is annotated as Efflux pump. Gene Ontology annotation, biological process: transmembrane transport. The transcript is spliced from 7 exons. Bases 1 to 1770 code for a protein of 589 amino acids. Gene Ontology annotation, molecular function: transmembrane transporter activity. The record is from RefSeq and is a predicted model, not a curated record. Lineage: Eukaryota; Fungi; Ascomycota; Leotiomycetes; Helotiales; Lachnaceae.